AUGCGAUGCGCGAGCAAGGCCGCCGAGAGCGCGUCUGCACGUCUCUGUGCGGACGCCGAAGCAGAAACUACAGCAACUGAUGUCCCAUCGGUUGCUGAAUCGACUCAGCCUGUAUCACCUGGUGAUGCAGGCGCUGGUCAUGAAGACACUCGUGUCUUCACAGAGUACGAGCUCGGUGUCUCGUACUCUCCUGAUACGGAUGACGGAUCCGUAUCGACGGCAAUUGAAUCCAAGCCGCCUGCCAAGCGUGGCAUGGACGAUGCUUUGCGUCGCAGCAUCUUUGGUUCAUCUGAUGAUGGUGUCGUUUCUCCAAUGGACACCACUUCACAGCGAGGUGCCAGUACUUCUGUCGGCACGUCGCAGGAAGAGCGGGACCGCAAUGUGUUGCGUCUCGCUCCAGAAAAGAAGGCAUGGAUGCCUCCUAAAUCUGUCAUGGAUCACUUGUCGGCGACGACGAGUGAUCGUUAUCGAGGCACGAUUGUUCGAUUCGUCAGGGAUUCAUCACCUUGA
Messenger RNA from Peronospora matthiolae, 510 nucleotides. NCBI's taxonomy places the organism in Eukaryota, Oomycota, Peronosporomycetes, Peronosporales, Peronosporaceae. The record is from the annotation of a GenBank genome assembly.